AUGGACACGGUCCGCGUUGGCCUUAUGACACUCCUGGAGGACCAUGGGGAUAUGAGCACGCGAUUCCAAACGUACGUGACAUGGAAUGAGCUGCAUCAGCUCUUGAACAGGCGUUUCCCUCGUUCGACCGGAGACUGGGCCACUGACAUCGAGCAGCGAGAGCCCAAUCUAUUGGCCAAGCAACGAACGAACAGGUUCAAGCACAAGAAGCCAAGACACCGACGGAGCAGAGCCUCAAAACGAUUGCAGAAGGACGAGGCCCCCCAGUCGAGCUGCGCGACGGGUCUGGAGGAAGCCCCGACCACAACCGACCCGGAGACUGGACGCAACGGGGUCGCAUCGACCUCACUGGCUGUGAUCCUGCAUUUUCCCGAAGACCAUGGAACAGAACCGACGCGGAACGGACACGGCAGACUCUAUGCCAAUGUCCAGAAAUGCAAGCCAACGACUGAGGAGCUAGUCGCAGCCAUCAGCAACGCCCGGGUCACGGUGGCCUUGCAGACCAACGGGGUCCAGAAUGAGAACAUGCCGGCCGCUGACUGGGAGCUUGGAGGACGGGUCUGCGAGAUAGCGUCGGAGAACGGCCCGAGUUUCUUCAAGGGCCGAACUUUGAGUGCCGGCGGCUUUGAUGCCUUUUAG
Molecule: messenger RNA, 639 nt
Organism: Hirsutella rhossiliensis
Lineage: Eukaryota; Fungi; Ascomycota; Sordariomycetes; Hypocreales; Ophiocordycipitaceae
Exons: 1
Coding region: 1-639 (212 amino acids)
Source: RefSeq, a predicted model, not a curated record